Messenger RNA from Paecilomyces variotii, 1188 nucleotides. Its product is annotated as putative heme/steroid binding protein. The transcript has 3 exons. The coding region runs from base 1 to 1188 and encodes 395 amino acids. The record is from RefSeq and is a predicted model, not a curated record. NCBI's taxonomy places the organism in Eukaryota, Fungi, Ascomycota, Eurotiomycetes, Eurotiales, Thermoascaceae. Gene Ontology annotation, molecular function: heme binding.
AUGGCCGCCGAUGUCGUUUACAUCACGUACUGGGAUCUUGGUAUCCCUGCGCGAGAUGCAGCGAAGAAUUGCAUUCGCCUUGAAAAGAGGAAAGUUUCCCCGGACCAGCGCGAACACUUCGCUUUCGAUCUAAUCAUUCGGAUUUUUAAGCCUGGCAUGGGCUGGGUAGGAGUGGGUGCGAUUAUCGUCACGGCAUGCUUUCUGCUUUAUCGAUGUCCACCUUCUACCUGGGCAUCCGGGCCUGGGACGAGCCUGCCGGAGUCGAAACCCGCCGGCCAUAAUCUUCCUCCUGUUCUCGAGAAUGAUAACGAGAAAACGCCUUCUGAGUCUGGAGAGAAGGUAGUGGAAGAAGACAAAGAUGGUGGAGCGGCUCAAGAAACACCUAAAGCCAGCGCGACAGUCGCGCCGGCUAUGGAUAUCCCGAGUCUGAGUCUCGACAGCGAACACGCGACUGCAAAGCCAGGAGGAUCUAAACCGCCUGAAUAUAACAAGCCGGCAGAGCAUCUGAUGCCCCCGCCAUCUACGAAGCCUCCAGCAUUCGCAGCUGCUACCCCUACGUUGAGCGCAAGCAGUUCCUCCUUGAUGGCCCCUCCCCCACCUCGACUCCGAACGGCUCCCCAACAGCCUCAGCAAAACACACGACCGAAGACUGAUGGGCUCCUUUCGGUGCCACGUGUGAAGUCAAGUACUCCUUUGCGCCCUCCCCCCUCUGCGGCGUCUUCUCUGCGCGCUCCGCCAUCCAGCCGCCUCUCAAGCAGCACCCUCGCUCCAAAGCCGUCCCCUGCGAACGCGCGACACUCCAGGAAAGUGAUUCUGGAACCGGGCCACUCGCCACUGGAUUGGGCUGCGUUGACAUCCAAUCCGAAUAGCAACCUACGGGGCGCCGGUCUCCCUCCUACGCUUAUCAGGGUCACGCCGUCGAUGCUGAAGGUAAUGAACGGACGGAAAGGGACAGAUGCGUGGACUUCCUACCAAGGAAAGGUGUACAACAUUACUCCGUACCUCCCUUUUCAUCCUGGAGGCAAAGGGGAACUGCUGCGAGGCGCAGGCAAGGAUUCAGGGAAGCUUUUUGCAGAAGUCCAUCCCUGGGUGAACUGGGACGGGUUGCUGGGGGAGUGCCUUGUAGGAAUACUGGUUUCGGAGCAUGACGCCCAGGCGCAGGAGAAUUCUUUGGAUGCUAUGGACUGA